Molecule: messenger RNA, 1452 nt
Organism: Mandrillus leucophaeus (drill)
Lineage: Eukaryota; Metazoa; Chordata; Mammalia; Primates; Cercopithecidae
Gene: NCCRP1
Product: non-specific cytotoxic cell receptor protein 1 homolog (zebrafish)
Exons: 3
Coding region: 1-330 (109 amino acids)
Biological process (GO): SCF-dependent proteasomal ubiquitin-dependent protein catabolic process; glycoprotein catabolic process
Cellular component (GO): cytoplasm; SCF ubiquitin ligase complex
Molecular function (GO): ubiquitin protein ligase activity
Source: RefSeq, a predicted model, not a curated record
AUGUCAGCCCUGAGCUGGGGACAAACAGACCUGCCCAAGGCCCUGCCCUGGUUUGAGGACAGCCGGCUGGAUGCGUGCGUCUACGAACUGCACGUCUGGCUCCUGGCAGCCGACCGCCGAUCCGUCAUCGCUCAGCACCACGUGGCCCCCCGAACUUCUGGGAGAGGACCCCCUGGCCGCUGGGUCCAGGUGUCCCACGUAUUCCGCCAUUAUGGUCCUGGUGUGCGCUUCAUCCACUUCCUGCACAAGGUCAAGAACCGCAUGGAGCCUGGUGGGCUGCGGCGGACACGUGUGACUGACUCCUCCGUGUCUGUGCAGCUCCGGGAGUGACUGGCUGGCUCCUCUGUCCUGACCCCACAGCAUCUCCCUGAGCUUUAGAAGCCCCUAACUCUUAGCCACCUCUUAGGCCCCUUAUUCCUCCCCGGCCCUUGGCUUCUCUCUUGAUGGACAGCUUCCACACCGUUAAGCGGUGGACUCCAGCAUUUUCCCGGCACUCUCUGAGCCCCGUGAGGGCGGAGCCACUCCUUGUAAAUUCAGUGCCUGACAGAUGCUCUGGCACAGAUGCUCCGUAGAUCUCUGUUGAGUGAAUGCAUAGACACCUGUGCUCAAGGAUGCUGAGGGCUGGUCUCUGCUUCUUUGAACUUCACUGAAACUGAAUGCUCACUGCUGUGUUGCCAGCACCACCCAGCCCAGGGCUGUGAGCAGAGUGGCAGUGAAUGUCUGUUGAAGGGGGAAUGGAGCCAUUCAUUUCACUCAGUUCCUGUCCCAUUUAACCGCCCCUGAUCCUUGAUCUUCCAUUACCUUCACACCCUGGGGUCCUUCUGAACUGACCUUGACCUCUGAUCUCUUCACAUAUCUCCCCUUAGCAUCUCUACUUACCUACUCUCUCUUUUUUUUUUUUGAGAUGGAGUCUCACUCUGUCGCCCAGGCUGAAGUGCAGUGACACAAUCUUGGCUCACUGCAAUUUCCACCUCCCGGGUUCAAGUGAUUCUCCUGCCUCAGCCUCUCAAGUAGGGAUUACAGGUGCCCACCACCACGCCCACUAAUUUUUGUAUUUUUAGUAGAGACGGGGUUUCACCAUGUUGGCUAGGCUGGUCUCAAACUCCUGACCUCAAGUGAUCCACCCACCUUGGCCUUCCAAAGUGCUGGGAUUGCAGACGUGAGUCACUGCGCCUGGUCAUUCCAUAUCUCUUAAGUCUCAGAAUUUCCUCUAGCUCCCUCCAGGUGUCUGCAGUUGUCGUCCCCUCAAAGCUGUCCCACACUGUCCUCCGAAGACCCUUUGUGUAUCUUCUCCAGCUACCGCAGAUCCCCCAAACCCAGGCAUCCAUCAAAGUCCCUCAUUCAUGAGGGUGUGGGGACACAGACUGUGACCAGAACAGAAAUAUGAAAAUGUGAAUGACAGUGUCCCCCGUGUGUGGAAUGUGGGGAUUAAAAGCAUUUAUCAACCACUAA